Molecule: messenger RNA, 803 nt
Organism: Triticum aestivum (bread wheat)
Lineage: Eukaryota; Viridiplantae; Streptophyta; Magnoliopsida; Poales; Poaceae
Product: probable ATP-dependent RNA helicase ddx56
Exons: 3
Coding region: 1-549 (182 amino acids)
Molecular function (GO): protein dimerization activity
Source: RefSeq, a predicted model, not a curated record
AUGACUUCAAGAUGGUGGACCGUGCAUGGAACUUCUGCAAAGGACUUGAAGAAGAUGGCUAUUAGAAUCUUGAGCUUAACUUGCAGUUCUUCGGCAUGUGAAAGAAAUUGGUCUGCAUUUGAGAGGGUACAUUCAAAGAAGAGGACCAGACUAGGCCAGAAGAAGUUGAAUGAUCUUGUUUAUGUGAUGUUCAACAAGAGGCUGGACUCCAAGUACUCUGAGAGGGAAAGGGACCCACUGCUUGCAAAAUACAUUGAAGAUGAGCCACCAAAUGAGUGGAUGUUGGAUGAAGAGCUACUACAAGAUGAUGAGUCAUCUGAAGAUGAAGCUGAAAUUGACAUCAAUUCAAAGGGGAAACAAAAAUCUGUAGCUUCAAGAACUAGAGGCAAAAGAGCUCGUACAAAUCAAGAUGUUGAAGAUGAGGAGGAAGUGGCAGAAGAAGAGGAAAUGGAAGAAGAGGAUGAGAACCAAGAAGAUGAGGAGGACAAUGAUGAAGACCAAGAAGUGGACAUCGAUCUGACUGUUGAAGAUGAAGAGGAUGGUGAAUGACUUGAAUCUUGCUUCUUACAUGAUCUGACUUGAAUCUGUUUUUAUUUUGCAUGAUGGUCGUGGCCUGAUGGUGUCGUGCACUCUUGUUGUCACUUGUCAACUUUGUUAAUGUGUCAUGCACUCAUUUCUGUUUUUCAUUCUGUGAUGGAUGGAUGGUAAUUAGGUCAUGGCUUGAUGGAUGUAGACUACAAAGUCUGAACUUAUUUAUUUGACGAUGAGUGCCUAUGAACCAAAUAUGCUGGUGGUUGUUGUUU